Messenger RNA from Phytophthora sojae, 507 nucleotides. RefSeq lists its product as hypothetical. NCBI's taxonomy places the organism in Eukaryota, Oomycota, Peronosporomycetes, Peronosporales, Peronosporaceae. The transcript has a single exon. The record is from RefSeq and is a predicted model, not a curated record. Bases 1 to 507 code for a protein of 168 amino acids.
AUGCUGCGAGCUUCAAGCCGCUGGGGUCUGCGACUUGUGCAGCCGACCUGCGCUGCGGCAUGGCCGAUCGCGCUCUCAUUUCUGACGUCGCCGCGUCAAGAUCGCAUGGCUGCCUCGUCGCCAGUCAUGAGAUGGAUACAGUGCAUUACUUCCUUGACACCGGCAUGCGGAGCCCGGGCUGUGCAACCGUACGUCGCCGAGGCGAACGUGCUCGUCAAAGCAAACGCGGUGCAAGAGAUGCGGCGAAGAUUAGAAGGGCCUAAGUCGGCAGCGCUCGUCAAAACAUUUCGGGCCCGCGCCGAUUGGAAGAGCUCGUGUUGUGUCUGGUUGGAGCCGAACCGAUGGAUGCGGGCCACCUCGGCGCUGCCGCGUGGACAGCAGACCACCCACCAUGGUUACGGCACGCAAGCGUCUCGGCCCGAGGCUCUCGGGUACGACACUCGACCCCCGAAGAGAGAAGACGCCCUAGAGCGAGUCAGCACGCCUGCUGCGCUGCCACGCCGGUGA